Messenger RNA from Mercurialis annua (annual mercury), 852 nucleotides. RefSeq lists its product as uncharacterized. The record is from RefSeq and is a predicted model, not a curated record. Lineage: Eukaryota; Viridiplantae; Streptophyta; Magnoliopsida; Malpighiales; Euphorbiaceae. The coding region runs from base 135 to 695 and encodes 186 amino acids. The transcript is spliced from 4 exons.
CACAACAGAGGUAAGGAAAGAAUGAGAGAAACCCAAAUCCAUGAAUAGGAUCAUUCCGUCGUCGUUUUCCUUUGAAAUUACUUCCAAUUUAACACAGAUAGCAGAGAUCGCAGAGAAAGAAAGGAGCAGCGGGCAUGUCGUUUGUUAGAGGAGAUUUGCUUACCAAAACCAGAAAGCUCGUCAAAGGCUUGGCCAAGGCGGAGCCUGCUUGGCUCAAACCCAUGCAACUGGCGCCACCGCCAACAUUUCCUCGUUAUGAUGGGAAAAUACAGAAGAUCACUCUGCCUGAGGAUCCUUACAUUAUUAAGUUCUUUCAGAAGUACCCGGAUUCCAAACAUGAAGAUGCCAUCAAGAUAUGUGAUUUUGACCCCCCUGUGGCUCGUGUAUAUGGUUUGCGGGUGCUUGAGUUGAAGGAGCAGGGAGUUAGUGAGGAGAAAGCUAUAGCUGUGGCUGAUAUGGAAUAUCGGGCAGAGAGGAAGGCCAAAAAGAAGGCAUAUGCUCAAUUGAAGAAAAUUGCACAUAUGCAGGGCAAAAGACCUCCGCCUAAUCCAUAUCCUAGCCCCAUUAAGGAAAUUCAAGCAGAGGAAAAGAAGUAUGUGCAUGACCGGUUUUACGAUCCCAAGGCAUAUCAGAUUUUGAAGAGGCUCAAAGAAGAGAGGGUAGCUGAGUUACUGGAGAGACAAAGUCGUCGGUGACAUUAGAGUGGCAUUUCUGUAGCCUUUGCUGCAAUUGUUUUUCUAAUAAUUAGUUCAGCCUGCCUGAUUUAAAACAAAGUGAACCCUUUUUGUUCUUUGGUCAAUUAUUGUAAAAGGAUGCCAUUUUAUAUGUUUAAACCUGCAUAUUUUAAAUGUC